Molecule: messenger RNA, 1079 nt
Organism: Conger conger (European conger)
Lineage: Eukaryota; Metazoa; Chordata; Actinopteri; Anguilliformes; Congridae
Product: uracil nucleotide/cysteinyl leukotriene receptor-like
Exons: 2
Coding region: 63-1079 (338 amino acids)
Biological process (GO): positive regulation of Rho protein signal transduction; phospholipase C-activating G protein-coupled receptor signaling pathway
Cellular component (GO): membrane
Molecular function (GO): G protein-coupled receptor activity
Source: RefSeq, a predicted model, not a curated record
ACAGACAGCUGUUCCAGCACUCUGCACAGCGAAGGACUGGUGACUGGCAACUGCUAGACAAAAUGGCAACCCCUGAGACAGACGUCAGCACUGUUACAUUCAACCAAUCGACAGAGAGCUGCGGGAGGGAAACCGUGCUGGAGAGCUUGGUCUUUGGGGGCUACUACAUCGUGGUUUUCCUCCUGGCCUUGACCGGGAACAGCCUGGCCCUCUGGAUCUUCUCCCACCAGCGUGGAACACCAACUCCCACCAACGUCUUCCUCCUGCACCUGGCUCUAGCCGACCUCUCCUACGCCAUCAUCUUACCUCUGCGAGCCGCCUACCAUCUGACAGGGGGCCACUGGCCGUUUGGGGAAGUGCCCUGCCGACUUGCCGGGUACCUUUUCUACGUCAACAUGUACGCCAGCCUCUAUUUCCUGGCCUGCAUGGCGGUGGACCGAUAUCUGGCCGUGGUGCACGCCGUGAGGUCGCUGAGGUUCCGCCGAGCGCGUCACGCCCACGCGGUCAGCGUCGCCCUGUGGCUCCUGGUCCUGGUCUCCAUGGCGCCGCUGCUGGUCAGCCGGCAGACGUGGAAGGAGGGCGGGGCCACGGCGUGCCAGCAGCUGUACCGCGAGAAGGCGUCGCGGCGGGCGCUAGCGUCGCUAGCGGUGGCCUUCACCCCUCCCUUCCUGGCGACGCUAACCUGCUACCUGCUCAUCGUACGGAGCCUUCGACGCGGCUCGCGCCUGGAGCCGGCACUCAAGCUCAAGGCCCUGCGCACCGUUAGCUUGGUCCUGCUCAUCUACGUGGUCUGCUUCCUGCCCUACCACGCCAGCCGCGCCCUCUUCAUCCUGGGCUACGGCCGCCCGGGCAUCUCCUGCCGGGCCAGGCGAGGCCUGGCUCUGGCCAACCGCCUGACCUCCUCCCUCACCUGCCUGAACGGGGCCCUCGACCCCCUGGUCUAUUUGUUCGGGGCCGAGAAGUUCCGCGGGAGCUUACGCCGCCUCUUCUGCAGGGAUAGGGGGCAGGGCUCCAGCGCCACCAGCGGGGAGCUGAAGGGAACACGCGAAAACUCGGCUAGCGUCAAGUCCGAGUUCUGA